Molecule: messenger RNA, 2777 nt
Organism: Balaenoptera ricei (Rice's whale)
Lineage: Eukaryota; Metazoa; Chordata; Mammalia; Artiodactyla; Balaenopteridae
Gene: IFT81
Product: intraflagellar transport 81
Exons: 20
Coding region: 319-2349 (676 amino acids)
Biological process (GO): intraciliary transport; cilium assembly
Cellular component (GO): centrosome; intraciliary transport particle B; cilium
Molecular function (GO): tubulin binding
Source: RefSeq, a predicted model, not a curated record
GCCUAGCAACCGUUGCCAAGGAGUUCGUCUCUAGGAACUCACUAGAGCCCGGAUGACUCCUGGGGGGGCAAGUGGUUUCGUGAGGAGAAUUUGAGGCAAUGAGACGCCUACAAAAUGAUUUGGAAUGGGAGAGGCAGAGACUGGAACUACUGAAGGCAAAAGAAAUGAAGGCCUUAAUUACUCAAGGGUGGCAGAGUUGAUGCAUCCAUGUGUGAAGAGUUCCUGUUGGAGGAAACCAAAACAAAACCAAACAGCGCACCCCCAAGGCUGAAGCUUGCAGCCUCUACCCAGCUUCAGUUUAAAUUAUAAGACCUAAUUAUGAGUGAUCAAAUCAAAUUCAUCGUGGACAAUCUCAAUAAGGAGCCUUUUGGGAAGAACUAUAACUUAAUCACAUUUGAUUCCCUGGAGCCAAUGCAACUAUUACAAGUUCUCAGUGAUGUUCUGGCUGAGAUUGACCCAAAGCAAGUUGUUGAUAUCAGAGAGGAGAUGCCAGAGCAGACAGCCAAAAGGAUGUUGAGCCUUCUUGGUAUCCUUAAAUACAAACCUCCAGGAAAUGCCACGGACAUGAGUAACUUUCGUCAGGGUCUGGUGAUUGGAAGUAAACCUGUAAUUUACCCAGUGCUCCACUGGCUUCUUCAGAGGACUAAUGAACUGAAGAAAAGAGCAUAUUUAGCUCGUUUUUUAAUAAAACUUGAGGUACCAAGUGAGUUUCUUCAGGAUGAAACCGUGGCUGAUACCAAUAAACAGUAUGAAGAUUUGAUGGAAGCCUUUAAAACUUUGCAUAAAGAAUGUGAGCAGCUCAAGACAUCUGGAUUUUCUACAGCAGAAAUAAGAAGGGAUAUCAGUGCAAUGGAGGAAGAAAAGGAUCAGCUCAUUAAGAGAGUUGAACGUUUGAAGAAAAGGGUGGAGACAGUUCAGAAUCAUCAACGGAUGCUUAAAAUAGCAAGGCAACUUCGAGUUGAGAAAGAGAGAGAAGAAUUUCUUGCACAACAGAAACAGGAACAAAAGAAUCAGCUAUUUCAUGCAGUGCAGAGACUGCAAAGAAUACAAAACCAGUUGAAAAGUAUGCGCCAUGCAGCAGCAGAUGCGAAGCCUGAAAGUUUAAUGAAGAGGCUAGAGGAGGAGAUAAAGUUUAAUUCAUAUAUGGUAACUGAAAAAUUUCCUAAAGAAUUAGAGAACAAGAAAAAAGAAUUGCAGUUUUUACAGAAGGUGGUUUCAGAGCCUGCUAUGGGUCAUUCUGAUCUUCUUGAACUUGAAUCUAAAAUAAAUGAAAUAAACACACAGAUCAGUCAGCUGAUUGAAAAGAAAAUGAUGAGAAAUGAGCCAAUUGAAGGCAAACUGUCACUAUAUAGGCAACAGGCAUCCAUCAUUUCUCGUAAAAAAGAAGCCAAAGCUGAGGAACUUCAGGAGGCAAAGGAGAAGUUAGCCAACCUAGAGAGAGAAGUGUCAGUGAAGACAAAUCAGACCCGUGAAUUUGAUGGCACCGAAGUUUUGAAGGGAGAUGAAUUCAAACGAUAUGUCAGUAAACUUCGAAGCAAGAGUACAGUUUUCAAAAAGAAGCAUCAGAUAAUAGCUGAAUUUAAAGCUGAAUUUGGUCUCUUGCAGAGGACAGAAGAACUUCUUAAGCAACGUCAUGAAAAUAUUCAACAUCAACUGCAAACUAUUGAGGAGAAAAAGGGUAUAUCUGGAUAUAGUUACACCCAAGAAGAGCUAGAAAGAGUAUCCGCCCUGAAGAGUGAAGUUGAUGAAAUGAAAGGACGAACACUGGAUGACAUGUCUGAAAUGGUGAAAAGACUAAAUUCUCUGGUAUCUGAAAAGAAAUCAGCUCUAGCUCCAGUUAUAAAAGAACUACGACAAUUGCGUCAGAAAUGUCAAGAAUUAACCCAGGAGUGUGAUGAAAAGAAAUCCCAGUAUGAUAGCUGUGCAGCUGGCCUUGAAAGCAAUCGGUCCAAAUUAGAACAGGAAGUCAGAGGACUCCGUGAAGAAUGUCUUCAAGACGAAAGUAGAUACCAUUAUACAAAUUGUAUGAUUAAGAACCUAGAAGUACAACUUUGUCGUGCUACUGAUGAAAUGAAGGCAUAUGUCUCUUCUGAUCAACAAGAAAAAAGAAAGGCAAUUAGGGAACAGUAUACCAAAAAUAUUGCUGAACAGGAAAAUCUUGGAAAGAAACUCCGGGAAAAACAAAAAGCUGUACGAGAAAGUCAUGGUCCAAAUAUGAAACAAGUGAAAAUGUGGCGUGAUUUUGAACAAUUGAUGGAAUGUAAGAAACAGUGCUUUCUGAAACAACAAAGCCAAACUUCCAUUGGUCAGGUAAUUCAGGAGGGAGGAGAGGACCGGCUGAUACUCUGAGUUCAUGUGUCAUUGUUUGGGGUUUUAGUUGAUACUGCUAGCUAUAAGCAUAAUCCCAUGGUGUAUUCCCUUUCUUGAAAGUGAUUUGUACAACAUUUUGCUUUCAGAUUAGCCAUUCCCUAUUAAGUUUUCUUGGAAAAUAAUGUUAAGGUAGAUUUAGGUUUUAAAAGUUUUUCAAUAUGAAAAAGAGGCUUUUAUUUUUUUGCUUAGUUUAGACAUCAGUGGUGUCUUCUGUGUUUUAUGAGACAGGAGACUGAGUUUACUGUCUGUAAAUGUAAACAUAUGUCCAUUAAGAAACAUGUAGGGUUUUUUUUAGCAUAAUAACCAAGUGGCUUAAUGUUUUUCUUAAUCUUUUUUUAACUUUAGAGGAAUAUUUUAGGAAUUAAUAUCUCUUGUUUUGAAGAAACAUUUAUCUGAAGUUCAGCAAU